AUAUACGCAUUUUGUGUUGUGCGGUGUUUAGAGUUUAUAUUCGCUCAGGCUACACUGCAAUACAAUCACCGAUUUCGUUCUUUUAAGGUUCCUUCCGUCACCUGGUCAACGAAACUUCAAAAAGAGGCACAAGAUUGGGCCGAUUAUCUUGCAGCAAACAAUAAGUUUCACCACAGUCCGAAGAAUCCGGGGAACUUGUACCUGUCAGCGUACAAACCGCGAGAGUAUUGCAGCGAUGCUAUUUGGUGGUUCCAUAACGAAGAAAAGUAUUAUAAUUACAGCAAUCCUCGCUACGUCGUAGCGGCUGGACAUUUUACUCAGCUGAUUUGGAAAAACUCUAAACAGAUCGGCGCUGCCUUUGCUGUACGUAAAGACAAGAGGCUUGUUGUAUCUAUCAAAUACAAGCCCGGCGGCAACGUCAUUGGUUACUUUAAGAAAAACGUCCUUCCUCCAACUGCGUCUCUUUUGGGACCGGAAUGGGCUCGAAUCCCGCCUAAAUUUGCCAGGUGCCCGAUAUUGACUCCGACUGGGUCCACUGAAGGGAGCGCGUCUAAUGUAACGCAGCCGUAUGUGAAGGGGUCAGCAGGAAUAGUUGGGUUAACUCUGGAGCUCUUCACUGGGUCUUUUAUCCUUGCAACUUUAUUUUCGUAAAGCUAUAAGGGCGCUGGUUACCCCGAAUAGCUCAUUUGGGCUCCCUGUGGACCGCGAUCUGUUUCUUGGUCAGCAGCAGGUCAAUAAAAACAUUGUAGUUUGGUAUCUUAGUGACUUAGUGACUUGGAAUACCCGUACGAAGUGUAUACUUAAUGAACAGUUAUUUAUUUUGAACAACAGUUUGAUAUUAGUCCUGAGAAAGCCAGACUAUAAAUAUAUUAAUAUCAAUAACAUUUUAUUUUUAAAGAGAGGGACAUAAAACAAGUUAAAAAGUCCUUUCUUAGAUCUUCGUCCCUAAACAUGAAUUAUGUUUUAAAAAACAGUUUUCAGAGAAGCGUCAUGUGAUGUGAUAUAAAAUGACAAACAAACUAACUUAUGGAUCUAGGAAGAGGUAUAUCAGGUUCUUUUGUGAUCGCGCUGUCAUGUGUAAUGUUUUUAGCCACGAUGGAAAAAUUUUAACAGCAAACAUUUCAGGGUUGUUCCACGCUUGAAUUCGAAAUACUGAAAAGUUAAAACUAUAGUAGUUAUAUCAUCAAAGUUAACUUAGAAAACUAAACAAUAUGAUUUUUAUGAUGAUGAUGAUAGACAUCUUUCUAAUUUUUUGUAUAUUUUGAAAGUAUUAUGUAUAAUGAUUCAUAUUUCGACAAGUACUGACUUUCUGUCUUUGCAAUACGUUUGUAAUUUUAAAACUAUUCUAAGCCAAAUAAAUUAUAUUGUAAAAUUCAACUAUUUAUUUGUGACGUACAGUGAAAUUUCCUCAGCCUCUUAUCGAAGCAGUAGACCUCAAAAUAAUAGUCUUCCGGGGUAUACUGCUAACCAAAGGAAAGUAAUGAGAAUGGCGGAAAUAUUGAAUAGAUUGGUACGGAUUACGAUUGACAAACUUUAAAAAUUAGACAUUUACCAUCACCCAUAUCAGAAAUAAAGUUAUAGACUUAGUACGUAAGAGUAGCGAAACCUAGAUAUAUAAGGCAUAAAAUGGUUUACAAUGACGAGUCGUGAAAAUUUUGUAACAAGGUGUAAAUACGAAUAAUAAACUAGACGUAACUAAU
Molecule: messenger RNA, 1700 nt
Organism: Orbicella faveolata
Lineage: Eukaryota; Metazoa; Cnidaria; Anthozoa; Scleractinia; Merulinidae
Product: Golgi-associated plant pathogenesis-related protein 1-like
Cellular component (GO): extracellular region
Source: RefSeq, a predicted model, not a curated record